AUGUAUAAUGGCAAGACAGACCUCGUAGAGCAUGUGAACCACUUCAAUCAGAGAAUGGCCGUCCAUUCCAGAGACGAAGCCCUGAUGUACAAGGUCUUCCCAUCUAGCUUAGGACCCAUGGCCAUAAGAUGGUUUGACAGUUUGAAGGCCAAUUCCAUAAACUCCUUUAAGGAGCUCACCCAGGCAUUUGGUUCUCGCUUCAUCACUUGCAACAGAGUCCCUCGACCCCUAUCUUCCUUACUAUCCUUGAGUAUGAGAGAGGGAAAGACCUUGAAAACAUACUCGAACAGAUAUUGGGAGAUGUACAAUGAGAUAGAUGGUAACUUUGAAGACGUCACCAUUAGUACCUUCAAGAGCGGCCUCCCGACUAAGCAUGGUCUAAGGAAGUCCCUAACGGGAAAACCUGUCGCCAAUCUGUGCCAACUCAUGGACCGUAUUGACAAGAAUAAGAAGGUCGAGGAAGACCAGCAAAUGAGUAAAGGAAAGGAUAAGGUUAUCCCUCAGGAAAGCAGGGAUUUCAAGUUGGACCGAUAUAAUAAUAGCCGGCCACAGAGAGAUUUUGCUGGUCAGAUAGGACCUACCAACACUCAGGCGGUCAAUGCAGUGUUUCGAGAACCGGUUCACCAAGUUCUGGAGAAGGUUAAGAACGAACCGUUCUUCAAAUGGCCAAACAAGAUGGUUGAGAACCCUCUGAGACGAAAUCAGAACCUUUAUUGCCAGAACCAUUAG
This is a messenger RNA of Quercus robur (English oak), 729 nucleotides long. RefSeq lists its product as uncharacterized. Lineage: Eukaryota; Viridiplantae; Streptophyta; Magnoliopsida; Fagales; Fagaceae. The transcript has a single exon. The coding region runs from base 1 to 729 and encodes 242 amino acids. The record is from RefSeq and is a predicted model, not a curated record.